Molecule: messenger RNA, 1050 nt
Organism: Vanessa atalanta (red admiral)
Lineage: Eukaryota; Metazoa; Arthropoda; Insecta; Lepidoptera; Nymphalidae
Gene: B9d2
Product: B9 domain-containing protein 2
Exons: 3
Coding region: 445-1050 (201 amino acids)
Biological process (GO): cilium assembly
Cellular component (GO): MKS complex
Source: RefSeq, a predicted model, not a curated record
CCUCAAAUAAGCUAGAGACUUAGGGACCAGUAACCCUACAGAAUAUUUGUCAUAAAUUAAAAAAAUGAUAUUAUUAACUGCUGUGUUUCAAUACACAUUUUGUAAUGCUAUGAUUUAUCAUAAUUCAACGUUAACACAGGUAAAACCGCUGGGCAUUACAAGUUGUGAAUAAGCAGAUUGAAUAUUAAAAUAAGCUAUAGGGUAAAAUUAUCUGUAGUCCAUUGCCUGUUAAUUAUUACGUUUGUAUAUAAAUUUCCGUUGCCAUGGUUACCAGUUCAAUAACAAUUACUUCCGUCGGAAGUUUCUUUUUGACAAAUAAUUCAACCAAAAAGCAGUGAAUGUUGAGGUAAUCACCUCACAUUAUAUAAAUAAGGUAUAUAGGUAUGAAUAUAUAUGUAUAAUAAUAUACAUAAGAUAUAGUCUUGAUGAAAUGUAAAUUUACUAAUGGCAGAACUUCAUAUUAUUGGUCAAUUGGAAAGUGCUUCUGAUUUUAACGCCCCAAAUUCUUUGUUUUGCCGAUAUUCGUUCCAGACUGGCCCAAAUUGGACUCUUAUAUCUGGAUUUUCCGAAGGACAAACAGCAUCAGGUAAAGAAAACUUCAAAAAUAGUGUCGAAUGGGUCCAUCCCUUAGAUUUACAUUAUGUAUGUAAAGGCAUUCAAGGCUGGCCGAAGAUAAUUCUACAAGUGAGUUGUCUUGAUUCAAUUGGACGCUCGUGGGUAGUCGGCUACGGCUGCUGCGCUUUACCUUCUACUCCAGGAUACCAUACCAUUAAAGUUCCUUGUUGGGUUCCUGCUGCAACAACUGUGACUGAAAGAUUAAAACAGUAUUUCAUUGGUGGUGGUCAUGAAUUGACACAAACAGAUAUAAUUAACUUAGGAAGUGACAGGUUUGAUAGAUUUAUUGAAAUAAUAUUUAAUAAAAAAAAAAUAGAUACAAUUUUUUUUUGUCUUAACAGGUUCAAACUAAUUACACAAUCAAAAGGAGAAAUUAAAUUAAAUAUAUGCAUAGUUUUAAGAAAUUUAACUCAGUUUGGGGUAGAAUAUAAAUGA